AUGCAGAGCUCGGUUGAUGGGUGCACGAAACUUCUUCUUGACAAGCUGCACGAAUUUGCGGAUAAGCAAGAGGUAGUUGAUAUUGGGCCUUGGCUGCAAUGGUAUGCCUUCGAUGUGAUUGGUGCCAUCACUUUCAGUCAACGAUUUGGAUGCUUAGAGUCUGGAAGCGAUGUCGGUGGUUUAAUCUCUGGCAUCGAAGAUGCGCUCAAAUACGUCGGAGUCGUAGGACAAUUGCCAGAGCUACAUCCCUGGUUGAUUGGAAAUGCUAAGCUUAUAACCACAAUUCAGAAAUUAGUUCCCGGUGUUUCUCCAGUCCCAAAUAUUAUAAAGAUUAUCGAGAGCCAAAUCAAAAAGUAUGAUCUGGAAGGAAAGUACUAUCAGAGCAAGAAAGAAGAUUUCUUGGCGUAUUAUAUGGGCGAUUCUGUCACUGGAAAGGCUCGCAUGGAUCACGAUGAUCUUGUCGGCCAUUGCUUAGGCAGCGUAUUUGCUGGUAGUGAUACAACUGCAAUCGCUCUCAGGGCAAUAUUUUAUUAUCUUCUUAGAAAUCCACGCGCUUACGCAAAGUUAAUGGCUGAAAUAGACAAUGGAAUCUCCGCCGGUCAUGUCUCUGAAUUGGCAACGCUAGACAAUUCGAUGAAAAUGCCGUACCUCCAAGCAUGCAUGAAAGAAGGGAUGCGUUUACAUCCUAUUGUUGGUCAAGUUCUCGAGCGCUGUGUUCCAAAAGGAGGAGAUUACCUUUCCGGGCAUUAUCUUCCUGAAGGCACAAUUGUUGGUAUUCACGCGUGGGUAAUACACCACGAUCCCAACAUUUUCGGCGAAGACCACGAAGACUUCAGGCCCGAGAGAUGGAUUGAAAAUUCUACAGAAAAGUUGAAAACCAUGGAGCAAUGCUUCCUGGCUUUCGGUGCCGGGUCCAGGGUUUGUUUAGGCAUCCAUCUCUCUAUGAUGGAAAUGGGGAAAUUAAUCCCAGCCAUUCUUCACAAUUUCCAGCUAGAAUGGGCGUAUCCCGAAAAGGACUGGAAACUGGAAACUGUGUGGUUCACAAAGCAGACGGAUCUUUUUGUCCGCCUCAAGACUCGGCAAAAAACUGAUGCAGAGGCUUGA
This is a messenger RNA of Trichoderma gamsii, 1104 nucleotides long. RefSeq lists its product as hypothetical. Gene Ontology annotation, molecular function: iron ion binding; monooxygenase activity; oxidoreductase activity, acting on paired donors, with incorporation or reduction of molecular oxygen. The record is from RefSeq and is a predicted model, not a curated record. Bases 1 to 1104 code for a protein of 367 amino acids. NCBI's taxonomy places the organism in Eukaryota, Fungi, Ascomycota, Sordariomycetes, Hypocreales, Hypocreaceae. The transcript is spliced from 4 exons.